CAACAGUACAGCAAUAAAAAAAAUCCCCACUUAUUUUAAAGGAUUUCAACAGAUUUUGAUGUUCAAUUGAAUUUAUCUUGAUUUAUUUUUGCACCGGGAUUUUUGUCUCCGAUGUGCAUUUUUUAGUUUGCGGCGUCUUUUGCCCUGCAUCUCACGGCGCCUUUUGACAGGUUUUUCUGUCCGUGCUCGCUGUGAUUUAGUCAUUUUGCCACUAUACCACCGGGGACAAUACUAAAAGAGUGCUUUUUUGUCUCCCGAACGUGCAGAGUAGCGGGUUCUACACAUACUUCGUAUUAGUGAUAAUGAUGAGUUUUCUUUGAUACACUCGCAGAUUUACAGCAAGCAAGUACUAAAUUAUUAUCAUUUUAUCACUCGCUUAUACCUUACGGUCCUUACCUAAUUACGAUUUACGAUAUUGAUCUGCCACAUGAUUGUUUUGGUUUUAUCCGCCAUGAAAUGCGAACCCGAAUCCGUUGAGCACAAACACCACUCCGAACAGUCUCGUAUUACGAAAAGCUUCUCGGAACACCACGUCGUCCCCGAUGUCCUGGAUUUCUCACCUGCAUCGGUUCUCGAUAUCAAAUAUCGUCCCGGAGUGGCGGGAAACCUGGGUAAUGAGCUGAAGGUCGACGAUGUGAAGGAAGCCCCUGAAGUGGUAUGGACGGCGGAUGUGUCUAAAUUCUACACGCUCAUCGCCAUCCGGACGCGCCAUCGCGUGCACAACCUUCUAAUCGGGAGUAUCAACAUUGGCUCGUGGGGAAUAUCCCGGGAGGGAAUGUCAAGGAGGGGAAGAUCUUCACCGAAUACAAACCUCCGCUGCCUCCGCAUGGCUCCGGAUUGCACCGAUAUGUGUUCAUGGUGUUCGAGCAACCCGAUCGCAUAUCAUUCGAUCUGCCGCAUAUUAGCUCCUCUUCGUCGGCCAAAGGACCAUCCCGAGCUAAAUUCAGCACGAAACAGUUCGCACGACAUUAUCAGUUGGGUGCUGUGGUCGCAGCUAAUUUCUUCCAGGUUCAAGCCUGAUAGGACAAAGGUGUACCGUAUGCUCAGGGAAAUUCAUUCGAAUUGCCGAAGGCUUUCAAGAGGAUCUUUUUAGUGCAGCUAGGUGAUUUCUUUGUCAUGUAGGUAGU
Messenger RNA from Paramacrobiotus metropolitanus, 1127 nucleotides. Its product is annotated as protein D2-like. The transcript is spliced from 5 exons. NCBI's taxonomy places the organism in Eukaryota, Metazoa, Tardigrada, Eutardigrada, Parachela, Macrobiotidae. The record is from RefSeq and is a predicted model, not a curated record. The coding region runs from base 428 to 1093 and encodes 221 amino acids.